AUGGUGGUUGUGUGGGGUUGGUGUGUGUGUUUGGGUGGGGGGGGUUGUGUGUGUUGGUGGUUGGUUGUGUGUGGGGGUGUGUGGGGGGGGGGUGGGUGUGGGUUGGGGGGAAUUUGGGUGUGGAUGUGUUGUGAGGGGGGUGUUGUUGUGGGGGGUGGGUGGGUGGUGGGUUGUGGGGGGGUGGGGUUGGGGGUGGGGAGGAUGUGGGGGGUGGGUAGAUGGUGGAUGAGUGGGGGAAGAGGGGUGGUUGGUGGUGUUUGGGGUUGUUGUUGGGGGUGGGGGGUGGGGUGUGAGUGUGGUGUGUAUGGGGGUAUAUGA
Messenger RNA from Knipowitschia caucasica, 318 nucleotides. Lineage: Eukaryota; Metazoa; Chordata; Actinopteri; Gobiiformes; Gobiidae. The record is from the annotation of a GenBank genome assembly.